AUGAAAGAGGAAAGUGGCACCGAUGUCUCUGUUCGCUCCAGGAAAAGAAAGGCAAAUGUAGCCGUUUUUUUGCAGGAUCCAGAUGAAGAAAUUGCCAAAAUUGACAGGACUGUGAGAAGCCAGUGUGGCAGUCAGCCUUGGGACAGUAAUACAGCCUGUGAAAACCCCUGCUCCCUGAUUCCCACACCUGACAAAGAAGAGGAUGAACUUCUGUACCCACACGCUGCGUACAGGCCUCAGAGGUGCACGCCAUCGUCAUCCAGAGUGUCACCACUGCCUGUGCUGAACUGGGCAAAUAGAGAGGAAGUAUGGAAAAUCAUGUUAAACAAGGAAAAGACAUACUUGCGGGACAAGCACCUUAUGCAGCGGCACCCUCUUCUGCAGCCUAAAAUGCGAGCAAUUCUACUGGAUUGGUUAAUGGAGGUAUGUGAAGUCUAUAAACUUCACAGAGAGACAUUUUACUUGGCACAGGAUUUCUUUGAUCGGUAUAUGGCAACACAACAAAAUAUUGUAAAAACACUUUUACAACUUAUUGGGAUUUCAUCUUUAUUUAUUGCUGCCAAACUUGAGGAAAUCUAUCCUCCAAAGUUGCACCAGUUUGCUUAUGUUACAGAUGGGGCUUGUUCAGGAGAUGAAAUUCUUACUAUGGAAUUAAUCAUUAUGAAGGCCCUUAAGUGGCAUUUAAGUCCCCUGACCAUUGUGUCCUGGUUGAAUGUAUACAUGCAAGUUGCAUAUCUAAAUGAUUUGUAUGAAGUGCUCCUGCCUCAGUAUCCUCAGCAAAUCUUCAUACAGAUUGCAGAGCUUUUAGAUCUCUGUGUCCUGGAUGUCGGCUGCUUAGAAUUUUCUUAUGGUGUACUUGCUGCUUCUGCCUUGUAUCAUUUCUCUUCAUCUGAACUGAUGCAAAAGGUUUCAGGGUAUCAGUGGUGUGAUAUAGAGAAGUGUGUCAAGUGGAUGGUUCCAUUUGCCAUAGUUAUAAGGGAGACAGGAAGUUCAAAACUUAAGCACUUCAGGGGAGUUCCUGCUGAAGAUGCACACAACAUCCAGACCCAUAUAAACAGCUUGGAUUUGCUGGACAAAGCCCAAGCAAAGAAAGCCAUAUUAUCUGAAGAAAACAGGAUUUCUCCUCUCCCCACUGGAGUCCUCACCCCCCCACAGAGCAGUAAGAAGCAGAGCAGUGGGCAGGGAUCAGCAUGA
Rangifer tarandus platyrhynchus (Svalbard reindeer) is the source of this 1194-nucleotide messenger RNA. The record is from the annotation of a GenBank genome assembly. NCBI's taxonomy places the organism in Eukaryota, Metazoa, Chordata, Mammalia, Artiodactyla, Cervidae.